This is a messenger RNA of Etheostoma spectabile (orangethroat darter), 2510 nucleotides long. RefSeq names its product SIN3-HDAC complex associated factor, like (gene sinhcafl). The coding region runs from base 177 to 848 and encodes 223 amino acids. The record is from RefSeq and is a predicted model, not a curated record. The transcript is spliced from 6 exons. Gene Ontology annotation, biological process: negative regulation of cell migration. Gene Ontology annotation, cellular component: Sin3-type complex. NCBI's taxonomy places the organism in Eukaryota, Metazoa, Chordata, Actinopteri, Perciformes, Percidae.
CUCCUUAUGUGGUCAUUGUACGCUCAGCCCUUUCAUUCCGGCUUUUUAUGCUAAUGAUAUUCUAAUGACAGCUGUAUGCAGUAGUAGUAAGAGCAUGCGCAGUGCGAGAAAGGAAUACGGCGAAGAUUCAAAGUUUUUGUUCAGUCUUUGCCAUAAACCCUACCAACAAACAGACUAUGUUUGGCUUUCACAAGUCAAAGAUCUACCGGAGUAACGACGGCUGUUGCAUCUGCAAGACCAAGUCAUCCAGUUCACGCUUCACAGACAGCAGUCGAUAUGAAGAGACAUUCGAGCUCUGUUUUGGGCUGUCAGAAGAUCGUGUUGGAGACAUUUGCAAUGCCUGUGUGUUACUGGUGAAGAGGUGGAAGAAGCUACCUAAUGGCUCCAAGAAGAACUGGAACCACGUGGUGGAUGCCAGAGCUGGUCCCGGCUUCAAGAUGACAAAGCCCAAGAAGACCAAGAACAGUGAUGGAAAGAAGAAAAGCAAGCUUAAGAAGCUUCACCUGUUAAAGAGACAAACAGACUCUGAUGCCCACAGCACGACCUCCAGUGUGUCUCCUGCACAGUCCCCCAGUUACAGCAACCUGUCAGAUGAUGGCUCAGACAUCGAGUCCAAACAAAGACGCCCGACUCCCUCUAUCUUCUCUUUCCUGGACCGUUUGUACUGGAAAAGGCAAAAGGUGUGCUGUGGGAUUGUCUAUAAGGGGCGGUUUGGAGAGGUGAUUAUUGAUCCUCGACUCUUCAAGCCCUGCUGCAGUUCCAAAAAACUGGCGUCCACACAAGUGGCCGCACACCUUCCAGACACACUUCCUCCACAACUCCCAGAAGACAUGAAAGAAACCUGGUGAUUGCUUUUGUUUAAUCCCCCUGUAGGGUUAUCCAUGGCAUCCUCCUGGAUUUGUCUCCAGUGGCAGACCUCCCAUUUCCACUCACCCAAUUAGAUCAGUUAGUUAGUUCUUUACUAUGUAAUGUUCCUUUUUAUAUGGGUAUUUUUUAACUUUUGUAUAGAGUUAAUUUUUCUUUUUUCUUUUUUUUUAUAGAAAACCAAAAGAAAAAAAAAAAAACGUAUUAUGGGCAUUAGUGUUAUUUAUAGGUUGAGGAAGCAAAUUUUGUCAAGGCUCCAGUUCUGAUUUGGAAUUGUUUUUGUUUAUGUAUUAAGUGAUCAACAUUGUAAAUAUUUUGUCACCUUUUCAUGCAUAUCAAGACUGUUCUAUUUGUUUCCAUAAUUUCUCAUUUUAAGUGUGCAGAUGAAAGUCACCAGCUAUUCUAAUACCAGCUUUCUGUUUAUGUUGGAGUCGUUCUUCAACGUUGCAGCAAUGUUUUGUCUUAUGUUAGUUUCAUAGUGUGAAUGCGUGGGUCUGUAGGAUUUGUUGUACACAAAUGGCUGUUGGUCACCCCAGGAAUCUUUAGUACAACUGUUCUCAAUGAAUUUAAUAAGCUUUUAAUGUGUGUAUAGAUAAGAACGCUUAAGCAUGCUACAAGUUUAAACCACUCCAUUUAGAUUUUCCCAUCAGAUGGUGCACAUUGGCUUGGAUAGAUGUGGUUAGACCAUGCAUGCAGGACAUUCCUCUGCCUUUUGGAAUGACAAGUGAUUUUAUUUAUUUCUUUUGUACAGCCUCUAAUGAUUUUACAAUGCAUGUUGUAAAGCAAAUGGAUUUUGUAAAUACACAAAGGUUUAGCUCUUGGUACAUCAAACCUUUUUAAAUUACAGGAAUAGCAAACCACUACUUCUGUAAAGAUUUGUGUGUGAAAGGUGCUAAAAACGUACUUUUACGCUAAGCCAGUUGAUAGGUUUUAUCACAUUUUCACAUCUCAUUUUCUCAGGCAUAUUUCUGUAAAGGUGUGCAAAGCUGUAGCUUGUGUUCUGCGGAAAUAUGUGUAAACUGCAGGGACUGGUAAAUGGUUAAUUGCAGCAACAGUGAGCUGCAAUACUUUUUUUUUUUUUUUUUUUUUUUUUUAAUUGCUAAUUCCAUGCAAUGGUCAGAAACAGAACCUACAGGAAACAUGACCUAUGUUUUUUGGUUAGUCUACAUUUUUGCUAGAAAAUGCUUUUUGAGAAAAUGUGUUUGCCAUUUCCGUGAUCUGUCUUCAGAAGCAAUUGUUGAAUUUCAAACUAUGCAGACAUUUUGAAUGUGAGAAAUGCUCUGGGGGGUGUCUAUCACUCACACUAUAACAGUUUAAAGUGAUGGAUUGUUAUUCAACCAAACUGGCUUGUAAAAAGCAUCUAUUAUUUCAGUAAUGACUUUCCUAAUCAAAAUUCAAUUGUAUCAAGAUAUUUCUUGUGUAUGUAAAGUUAAAAAAUAAUGCUUAGAUUGCACAGUUUUAGCCAUGGUGCAUACUGUCUCAAAUUAAUACUGUAAUGAUGUCUUUUUUUUUUUUUUUUUUUUUGCUUUAUUGUAAUCAAUCUCAAACUUCCUGAAAUGACAGGCAGUGCUUUGUGAAGUUGCUUAAUAUAUAAACAUUUCUGCGGCAGGGUAGUUAAAUGCUGAACAAGUUUUAUGAUUUUUUUU